This is a messenger RNA of Musca domestica (house fly), 363 nucleotides long. Its product is annotated as enhancer of split m4 protein-like. The transcript has a single exon. NCBI's taxonomy places the organism in Eukaryota, Metazoa, Arthropoda, Insecta, Diptera, Muscidae. The record is from RefSeq and is a predicted model, not a curated record. Gene Ontology annotation, biological process: sensory organ development; Notch signaling pathway. The coding region runs from base 1 to 363 and encodes 120 amino acids.
AUGGAUAUCACCAUCUCCGCUAAGAAAACCAGCAGCUAUAGCAUGAAGAAGCUGUUGAAACAAAUCUUCAAACAACAAAAAUCCCAAAAAGUUGCUGCUGCUGACUCAUUAGAAUCUCUGGAAUCAUUGGAAAAUGAACGCAAUGCUAGUUUGGAAUCGGAUUGCGCCUCCAUGGAAUCCUUUGAAAAUGACAUUAAUGAAAAACUCUCAGCCAAGCAGUGCAACGAAGAAGAAGAAUUCGCUUACCCCACCACCUCUGUGCCAGUUCACUUCGUUCGCACCCAACAGGGUACCUGCUUUUGGACUACCACCAGUGCCUUUGAGCAAGUAUCCUGUCUACAAGAUCGUUGGGCCCAGGCCUAA